AUGGCAUUCCGUUCCCUCGCUGCGCUCUUUAUCGCAGCCACAGCUGUGGCAAGUACAGCCGCAAUCGCUGUGGAGCGAGCUUCAUCUGCUACACCUACUAAGUUCUGUGGUGCUCCGAAUGACUACGAGGUCCUCUCAGGUACACCUUGGAUUGUGUAUUCGAUGAACUACAAUUACCAGGAUAUUUCUGGGUCAUGUUGUACGGGGUAUUAUGAUUUCACUGGGUCCGGCAACGACCAGACAAUCCACUGGUCCAGCAUCUGGGACAUUGACGAAGCUGUUUCGACGAACGUUGUCAAGGGUUAUUCCUUCAUCGGAUUAACACAGAACCUUGAAACUCAGCUUAGUGCUAUAGCGUCCAUCCCAAGCACCUAUGAAUGGACCAUUAGCAACACGACCGCAUAUAAAGGGAAUGUUGUAUACGAUUUCAUGACGUCCGACACUAAAGGAGACUCAACCUCAAGCAACGCUCAAGAACUCAUGCUGUGGCUUCAAUAUGAAGGCGGGCAGGUCCCAAUCGGGUGGGCUGAGGGCGCCGUCGCAACGAUCAGUCUUUUUGGAAAGGACGGGUGGAAACUCUAUCAAGGAAAGAAUACAGACACAGGAAUUACUGUCUCGUCUUUGCUCGUACCGGAGGAUAAUAUGUAUCAGGGCAACUUCACUGGCGACAUCAAGGACUGGUUGCUGGCGAUGUCUGAGCAAGGUAUCUUUGGCACCGAUACUUAUGUCAACGUUGGAAAUGCGGGUAUGGAACCAUACUGGGGCUCGGUAACUUUCGACAACCAUCUCAGCCUGAGAAUAAAUCUUUGA
Messenger RNA from Diaporthe amygdali, 810 nucleotides. Its product is annotated as endoglucanase-1 precursor. Gene Ontology annotation, molecular function: cellulase activity. The record is from RefSeq and is a predicted model, not a curated record. Lineage: Eukaryota; Fungi; Ascomycota; Sordariomycetes; Diaporthales; Diaporthaceae. Gene Ontology annotation, biological process: polysaccharide catabolic process. Bases 1 to 810 code for a protein of 269 amino acids. The transcript is spliced from 2 exons.